This is a messenger RNA of Plectropomus leopardus (leopard coralgrouper), 1214 nucleotides long. RefSeq lists its product as uncharacterized. Gene Ontology annotation, molecular function: signaling receptor activity. Gene Ontology annotation, biological process: adaptive immune response. Gene Ontology annotation, cellular component: membrane. The record is from RefSeq and is a predicted model, not a curated record. Lineage: Eukaryota; Metazoa; Chordata; Actinopteri; Perciformes; Serranidae.
UUCUGCAGCCUGUCAGUCUGUCAGUUAGUCAGUGAAGCGUUUUGGCCGGGUCUGUGGUGGCUCACCUGCAGCCCAGCGUGCAGGAUGAAGGCCCACUGGUGGAGCUGUGUGUUGGGAUUACUCUGUAUGCAUGCUGAGGUAACACUCAGCACCUGGACAGUUUCUCAAGAGCCCUCGUCCAUCUCUCUGAUAAAGGUCAACUCAUCAUUUAAGAUCACGUGCUCCACAUCACGGCCUGAUCCAUCGGGCUUCUACCUGCACCGACGUUUUCAUGGCAAAAAGGAUGUAGUGUACCUAUCCUUGGACAACGGAGAAGUGACCAAGAAUACCAUAACUGCAGAUUUUCUGGGUCGAAUUCAUGUCACUCGAGAGCAGCAGAUCAAUAAGGGCCAUGGGUUCACCCUGCAUCUCUCUCUGCUGGGAGUGAUGAACACAGAUUUUUAUUACUGCAGCUGGAAAUACUUAAAAUCAGAGACGGCUACAGUGGACACCCUGUCCAGCAAUGGCACCAUUAUUAUUGUCACAGAGAGAGAUCCCCAUGAACUAUGCAGGAGCCCCAUUUUGGAUCUCGUCUUCAUUGCCUUGAGUGUGACAGCAUUCACCAUCGCAAUGAUCCUCUUAAUUGGAACUCUGAUUGCGAGAUGCAAACGAUUUAAAAAGCAGUUCAGACCCGCCAGAGCCCCAAAUCCACCCAGGCGACCCAACAGGCCUCAGCGCCCCUGUCCUCAGCAGCCAAUCCACCAUUGUCCCUACCUAGUCACAUCUGUAAAUACUUUGGACUUCAGAGGCAUUCUGUAAAUGUAUCGGUAUUGGAGGGUUUUGUAACAGAUGAUUGACGUGUUUUGAGUCAGCAGCAGCAGUUCGCCUCGUGUGCUCAGGAAAAGUGUCUCACCUCUUGCUCUGCUCUCCAUUUCCUUUUAUACAAAAAAUUUUUCUUUGUUUGCAGAAAAGUGAUCGAGCCACCACAUCCUGGCUGAUGUGUGGUGUACAGGUGCGAUGCGUGUGAACAGUGUUGGUAAUUUAAAACUGCAGAGCAAGAAUUUUUGUUAUUAUGCUUCACAUAUUGGCCUGAUUUGUUGACUUUUGCAGAAUGAUUAUUUUACGUAUUUCCUAUGUAACUGAUAUAGAAAAAAAAAAGAGUUUGAGCUGCCAAAUGCGUAAAUUGCAGUUUCCUGUCUGAAUUGAUAUGUACAAUAAAUGCAAUUAUUUUCCAA